Sinocyclocheilus grahami is the source of this 628-nucleotide messenger RNA. Its product is annotated as parathyroid hormone-related protein-like. The record is from RefSeq and is a predicted model, not a curated record. Bases 1 to 483 code for a protein of 160 amino acids. The transcript is spliced from 2 exons. Gene Ontology annotation, biological process: bone mineralization. Gene Ontology annotation, molecular function: hormone activity. Gene Ontology annotation, cellular component: extracellular region. NCBI's taxonomy places the organism in Eukaryota, Metazoa, Chordata, Actinopteri, Cypriniformes, Cyprinidae.
AUGUUUGUCUGUUUCAGGAGGCGUUCAGUGACUCACGCUCAGCUGAUGCACGAUAAGGGCCGGACGCUGCAGGACUUCAAGAGGCGCAUGUGGCUGCAGGAGCUGCUGCAAGAUGUUCACACGGCCGAGAUCCGGGACGUCCCGCAGCCCAGAGGAGGCAUGGCCAGCAGCGGAGGGGGCGGCGGCCUCACGGUUGCCAUGCCGAUGGGAGUGGGUGUGUCCAUAGGGACGGGAACCGCCCACCCCAAACCCGCCGGAGGCACCAAGAACCUGCCGAUCAGCUUCCGUCUGGAGGACGAGGAGGGAACCAACCUCCCGCAGGAAACCAACAAGUCCCAGACGUACAAGGAGAGCACGCUGAAGGCCAUCGGCAAGAGGAAGAAGAAAGGCCGCGCGGGGAAGAGGAGGGAGGGGGAGAAGAGGAAGAGGAGGGCUCGAUCGCUGCAGGAGUUCACCAGCGCUUUCCACCUGGAGCAGCACUAAAACACUGUCAGUCUUUGACAACGAUCCGUGAGGACAUUUGAAAUGGACACCUAAAUGUUCAUCUAAAAGAGAGAGGAAAAUAUUUAUUGUCUGUAAAUAUUCUCAGUGCGCCCGAACAAUGACAAAGACAACUAACGAUACUGCU